Messenger RNA from Cuscuta campestris, 2004 nucleotides. Lineage: Eukaryota; Viridiplantae; Streptophyta; Magnoliopsida; Solanales; Convolvulaceae. The record is from the annotation of a GenBank genome assembly.
CGUACUCCAUAGUGCAUGCACCGUACGUGUCCAUCGUCACAGAGCCUUACUUGUCCAAUCGAUCUCUUCUUCUUCUUCGCCUUCUCUAUUGCUUUGUCGUCCAAUCUCUCUUUAUGGCAACAGUGGCUCUGGCGGCGGCGGUGGCGGCUCUGGCGGCCGCACCACCGCGCUUCAUUGACACCACCACCCGUGAUGUGGACGGAAUUCCGAUGUACGGCAGCCCCCACGGCCUACGGAACUUCACCCACAAAAUAUCGAGCAUCAGGGACGGGGCUCCGGCCAAUGUGGCCAACUUCACCCUCACCACCCACACCGGCACCCACGUCGAUGCCCCGGGGCACUUCAACCAAACUCUCUUGGAUGAAGGCCUCGAUGUCGACUCUCUCGACCUCGAGACCUUAAACGGUCCUUGCUUGGUUGUUGAUACUCCCCGCGACAAAAACAUCACUGCUGAGGUGAUGAGGGGGUUGAACCUACCCCGGGGAACGGAGCGGGUGCUGCUGAAGACGCUCAACACGGACAAGAAAUUAAUGAACCAAUCGGAGUUUGACUGGAGCUACACCGCCAUGACGGCGGACGGAGCUCAGUAUUUGGUGUCCAACACGGACAUCAAACUCAUUGGAAUUGAUUACUUGUCCAUCGGUGUUGCUGACCAGGUGGUGCCUGUUCACCUGACCUUGUUGAACGCCAAGGUCAUAAUCCCAGUGGAGGGAUUGAACCUGGACGGCCUGGCACCGGGAGCCUACACCGUGCACUGCUUCCCGUUGAGGUUGGUGGGCUUGGACGGGUCGCCGGCCAGGAUGCUGAAUUGGAUGAAUAAGAGUCGGAUACUCGGAUUGGUGAGGGAUGGAUUUGGGCCGGGAAAGGGACCUAGCACGGCAGUUCGUCGGGAAAGGGAGCUAUCCCGCCAAUCGGAGCAUCGCCGCUCCUCCAUCCGAUAGGCAAGCGUUAACGGAUCGGAGACGAAGGCACGCUACUACCGCCGAACAGCACAAAGUAGAGUUGGACAAAGGCGUCGGGGACAGGUGAAGUCAGCAAAAUCAGAUCCUUCGUCUUUGGAACCCAAGCUAAAGGCGUUUCGCUUCUUCCGUUCUUACUCCAUAAUAACUUCUGCGUUUCAGAGCUCGGGCGUAAAACCUAUCGAAUUUGGUUUAGCCUAGAAGCAAUUAAACGGAUGAUUGAGCUUGGGCCAUUACCAGAUUUGAAAAAAGAUGGAAAGCUUUCUCUCUAUCUCUUUUGGCUCUAAUCGAUGGGGAAGCUUGGUGAGAAGGCAUAAUCCCUAUUGUUUUUCCAGUUGAUAGAACCAAUUCGUGUCGGUCUCUAUUCUGGUGUGCUCUGGGCAGAUUCUUUGAUAAGGUUGUAGAUUACAAUGAUGGAACCUCCAUGACAGACCACCCAACCGAAGAAACUGUUGGAACUUGGAAGUACCCACUCCAUAUGGGAACUCAAUCAAAGCUCUAGCAAACCAAUUGAAGAGUUCUUUCCUUUCGGCUACAUUUCAGACUAUGGGCAGAAACUUCACUUCUUGCUUAACCCCCUCCACAUGAUUCCCCCAAUCCGGCUAUGGAGUCAGUUUCAGGCAGCAAUGUGUUUGAAUAAAUCUUCAACUAAGAACCAUUAGCAAUUGAUAUCUCUGAUUGGCUCUGGUGCCUCAGCAGUUCAAAAUCCAGAGAUAGUGAAAGGUGCAGAAGCAGAUCCUCCAAAGGAUUUGGAGGGAAUGACUUGGUCCAAUGUGGUAAGGAUGGGGGGUUGGAGGUGUCCUCUCAGGAUAUCUCUAGCUACCAAUGAGAUUGAGAAAGAUGAUGUCCUGAGGAGGAAGUGGAUGUUCAAUCUCAUAAACAAUCAGAGAUCUAUGUCUCCGAGGAAGUGGAUGUUCAAUCGCUAAAGGCAGUGAAAGGGAUGACUAGAAGCAUGACGAAGGUAAUGCUCUCUAACUCAGAAAGGGGGGAAAGACUUGCUUUGGCGGAGAAACGAACCUAUUUCCUUGCCGGAUUGGGGUUAAUU